GUUUUAAAUAGAUAUAUUUAAAAACAUCAAUCCGGCUUUUUUACUUUUCAACGAAUAUAUUGUUGUUUUCUUAGUAAAUGUCGGUGAUUUUCGAGGAAAAUAAUUGCAAACUAAUCACACAUAAUCGACAAAGAAAUAAAUAUAAAAGUAACAGUAAAAAUGAGGAGUAUGCUGUCUAUCAACUUUGUGAAACUUUAUUCAACAAUUUUAAACGAAAGCAAAAAGCGACAUCAGAUACAGUUGAAAGCAAUGAUACUGAAACCAUCAUUAAAGACUUUUUAAACUCUUGCAAAAAGAUGAAAUUAUUUUUAACGAGUAGUAUUGAUGAAGAGGAAAAACUGAAAGAUGAGAAUAUAAAACUCGUAAACAAGUUUUAUGACGACGAAUCUUCUACCGAUGUCGGAUAUUUCCACGGAGAAAAUAAUCUGCAGUACGGAAAACUUCUGACAAUUAAGGAAAAUAUUUAUCUCAUUCCUUCAUGUUGUAAGUUUUUCAAUAAGAAAAUUGAAGAUAUGGAGACGUUUCUUCCAUCAGAUGAAGCUAAUAAAUUUGACUUCAUUGUUAUUGAUCCGCCUUGGAAGAAUCGUUACAUUAAGCGUGUCAAGAAGAAAACUGGUAGUAAGCAAGGAUAUUUUACAAUGUCUGACGAUGAAAUAAUGGAAAUUCCAUUAGAAAAUUACAUUAAGAAUUCUUCUAUUGUAAUUGUUUGGUGCACCAACUCACCGAGUCACAUUACAGCAUUACAAGAAAGAAUUCUCAAUAAAUGGAAUCUAAAGCUUUUAUCGAGAUGGCAAUGGGUGAAAAUUGAUAGAAAUGGUGAACUGUUUAAUAAUAUUGAAGGAAAUAAAAAACCUUUUGAACAAAUUUUCGUAACUUGCCAUGUAAAUAGUCAAAAUAAUUAUCAAGAAAUAAAAGAUGAAAAAUUUAUAUUCAGCCAUCCGAGUUCAAUUCAUUCUCAUAAACCCCCACUAAUAGAUCUUUUCCGCGAAUUUCUUCCAAAUGAACCGAAAUGUUUGGAAAUUUUCGCACGAAGUCUUUACAAUAAUUUUACUUCCGUCGGUUUGGAAGUGCUAAAACUUCAAAAUAUUCUUCUCUAUGAGAAAAUCUCUUAAACUAUCAACUCACCUUUCCAAAGUUCGCAAAAGUAUGUUGAAGAGGAGCAGCAGCGAAAGCAAAUCGAC
Molecule: messenger RNA, 1181 nt
Organism: Clunio marinus
Lineage: Eukaryota; Metazoa; Arthropoda; Insecta; Diptera; Chironomidae
Source: the annotation of a GenBank genome assembly